UCAUGUCGUUAUAAUGAACACUGUUGGCAAAAUGAGAGCAUUCAUUGAUAUAUCCGACAACACUCCAUCCCGUGGUUAACAGGAAGGCAUCAGUGUAUGCUCCUGGCUUAAUAUUUCCUUCAUGAAAGAAAAGAGGUCAAACAAGCCCAACAAUGGUGUUAUACUUUUAAUCUCCUUCAAGCAGUGGUUGAAGGUGUUGAAAUUUCACCACUCAACAUUCCUCCGGUUGGCACGCCGCUGCCCCACACACGAUGCCUUCCUCUGUCCCUCCAAUCAGAGCACGGGAGGGUGUUCACACUGCUGCUAAACAUAUCGCACGCUCCCGCCAGCAAAUGUUAAACUUAUUUCUUUUUUUAUAAUUUAAAUCAUAAUACAUACAUCUUUAGCAUCUUAUAAUAUUACAUUCACUGUAUGGAACUUUAAAAGAACAGCAUAGAGCAUGUGACAAUUGUUUAUGUGGGAGGAUAUAAUUAUUUAAAUUUUCUAUUUCUUACUUAUCACCGUUUCUUAAAUACUACUAGUAAGUCAGUUGUCUCUGCACCGUAGCUUUGAGAAAGGUACAUAUGUGAUUUCUAAAUACUAACGAAAAAUUAUUUUGACGAAGUCCGCAUGCAUGAUUUUUUUGGUAAUUCCACGAGGGCCACCACAUGGCAGGUCGAGCUAAAUGAAGGACUCAAUAGUUCAGGCUCGUGUGUCUCCCUUCCCUCGCCGCCUCACAAGAUUAUCAGCACAGACGCACCAAGGCUGUAGUGAUAGUCUCCCUGGAGACUAUCAGUGUUUUGAUUAUCUCCUUGGAGACUAUCAGUACACUGAUAGUCGUGAGCAGCACUCAGCGAUGUCCACUCCCAGGCAGAGCCGUGCCGCCCUAAAGAAGUUUCCGCCCAACACGCUCGUCACCACCUCACGGAACACUGCCACGGCGAGGAGAGUGUGUCAGACCAUCACAGCCCCUCAACACCACCACCACCACCACCACCACCACCAGCGUCAUGGAGGCUGCAGGGAGGGGCGGCAGGAAGGCACGGCGGAGACGGGCUAAGAAGAACAUGAACACUGUCGGCAGCCCUGCGGAGUGUCCAGUGUGCAUGACAGGCUAUGAUGGCACCGUACAGCGGCCGCGCACCCUGCCCUGCGGCCACACAGUCUGCACGCUGUGCGUAGAUCAGCUGAAGGUGCAGGGCCGUGUUGCCUGCCCAGAGUGCCGCGUCAGCCAUGCCGUGCCCGAGGGAGGGCAGUUCCCUGUCAGUUAUGCUGUUGAGUCCUUCAUAAGAAUGAUGAGAGACGCUGAGGUGGCUCCAGCGGCAGCAACCUCGCCGCCACCCAGUGCCGGGGAAGGGGAAGGAGCAGCAGCAGCAGCUGGCAAGAAGGAGGCGGCGGGUCUCUCCAAGAAAAUGCGUUCCUUCCUGCAGGAACAGGAGGCCACAGUUGUGGCCGCCAUCACCGCCUGCCGGGAGGCUCAGUCGCAGCUGGACCAGUACCAGACGACCCUGGCAGGCUGGCGCGAGCAGCAGCAGCAGCUGGAGGACAGGCUCCUGGGACUGGUGGACCAGAGCAGGAGUGCCAGGGAGCUCCUGCAGCAGGAAGAGUCCCGUGCGGCGGCCAAGGAGGAGGAGCUAAAGAAGGGGGAGCAGGGGCUGCAGACCGUGCUGGAGACGUUGCACACCCUUACAACAGAGCAAGAAGCAGGUGCGGCGGUGACUGAAGUGUUUCGUUGCACUGGCGAGGCAGAGCAGGCAGUGGAGGAGUGCCGAGAAGGUUUUCCUGAUGCCAGCACCGUCACCACCGCCAGGAAGGUGAACGUGGCAUCUAGUGCAACCCUGGAGACUGUCCAGGCAGCUCUGGAAACACUUGCUACAGAGGAGCCCAGGCCCCAGGCAGACCCAGACUCCACCGUCAUGGACAGACUGCACCUCAUCUGGACAGGGAGCUUAACGGCCGAGGACCUCCGCAGCCUGACGCAGCCCGCCAGGCGCCUGCUGGAGGCUGGCCGGGUGUUUGCUGUCCACCAGGCGGAAGGUCAGCGCCGACACGCAAGAAUAAGCCUUGAAGCCGGCCAACUGUGCCUCCACGCCCUGAAGGACGAUCCCACGCCACGGGGCGCGGCAACCCUGCAGGUGUGCGAGGUUGUGCCGCAAUCCCCCCCCUGCACGGUGUUCCUGGACCUGUCCUGGCCGGGCAGCGCGCCGCGGCGGGUCCAAAUCCGUCUGAGCCCCGACACCCCGCGGGGCAGACAGUUCUUACUGUUGUGCACGGGGCAGCGCGGCCCCUCCUACGUUAACACCAGGUUGUUCGGGGUGGAUAGGAAGGGGGAGGCGGGAGAGUUUGUGAUGGGCGGGGACUACGAGAGUAACGAUGGUAGUGGAUCAUCCGUCCUGCUGCCUGGCCUUGAUGAGGGUGAGUACCAGUGGUCAGGCCGCGCGGGGGAUGUGUUUGGGGUGGGGUGGACUGACCCUAUCCGGGGUGUGUUUGGUCAGUUUGGCAUCUACACCAGAGACCGUCAGGGUGGUGGUGGGUGUCCUCGUGUCUUCGGUGAGGUGGUGGACGGACUGCACGUGGUGGCCGAGGCAGCCCAACACAGGAACAUUAAGGAGGUGACUGUGGCGGACUGUGGUGUGGUGUUGUGAGGGUAAUGGCCACCACCACCACCACCCCAGCAAGGUUAUGGAGGUGACUGUGGCGUGGUGUUGUGAGGGUAAUGGCCACCACCACCACCACCACAGCAAGGUUAUGGAGGUGACUGUGGCGUGGUGUUGUGAGGGUAAUGGCCACCACCACCACCACCACAGCAAGGUUAUGGAGGUGACUGUGGCGUGGUGUUGUGAGGUCAAUAUUUGGUUGAAUUCAUGUAACAUCCUGGGUGAUAUUUUGCGUGAAGUUUCGUGCACUUCAUAAACACUUGAUGUAAUGUGUUAGUUUCUUGGGGCAUCCUUGUAGCAGCCAGUGUGAUGUUUUGUGCACUUCAUAAACACUUGAUGUAGUGUGUUAGUUUCUUGGGGCAUCCUUGUAACAGCCAGUGUGAUGUUUUGUGCACUUCAUAAACACUUGAUGUAGUGUGUUAGUUUCUUGGGGCAUCCUUGUAACAGCCAGUGUGAUGUUUUGUGCACUUCAUAAACACUUGAUGUAAUGUGUUAGUUUCUUGGGGCAUCCUUGUAACAGCCAGUGUGAUGUUUUGUGCACUACAUAAACACUUGAUGUAA
This is a messenger RNA of Eriocheir sinensis (Chinese mitten crab), 3197 nucleotides long. RefSeq names its product E3 ubiquitin-protein ligase TRIM32-like. The record is from RefSeq and is a predicted model, not a curated record. Lineage: Eukaryota; Metazoa; Arthropoda; Malacostraca; Decapoda; Varunidae. The transcript has 2 exons. Gene Ontology annotation, biological process: protein ubiquitination. Gene Ontology annotation, molecular function: ubiquitin protein ligase activity. Bases 990 to 2624 code for a protein of 544 amino acids.